Messenger RNA from Olea europaea var. sylvestris, 1535 nucleotides. RefSeq names its product nuclear transcription factor Y subunit A-1-like. The coding region runs from base 258 to 1163 and encodes 301 amino acids. Gene Ontology annotation, cellular component: CCAAT-binding factor complex. Gene Ontology annotation, molecular function: RNA polymerase II cis-regulatory region sequence-specific DNA binding; DNA-binding transcription factor activity, RNA polymerase II-specific. Gene Ontology annotation, biological process: regulation of transcription by RNA polymerase II. The record is from RefSeq and is a predicted model, not a curated record. The transcript has 6 exons. NCBI's taxonomy places the organism in Eukaryota, Viridiplantae, Streptophyta, Magnoliopsida, Lamiales, Oleaceae.
CAGGUGACUCAAUCAGCACAGAUACUCUACGAAGUAUUUUUAUAUUUUAUUCACCGUAUAUUCCGCUCCAAUAUCAAAGUACAUAUAAACUGCUGUAAAUUCUCUUCCAAAAAAAUUUGUAGCCCUCCAAAAUAUCUGGGUUUUCUGUAAUCGUCGCUGUUCAUCAUUUUAAUUGGGCUGGUCGGGCAUUAUUUUGUCAAUGCUUCCUGUAAGGACGUGAAUUCUUCCAUCGUAAGUCUACUGGAGAAACUAAGAGCAUGCAAUCCAAGACUCCGAGCGUCACUCAAGGCGAUUCCCAUCUUUACAAUGUUUCAGAAUCUUUGGUACAUGCUCAACCAUGGUGCAAUAUCACUGGAAGCUUCAACACGUCAAUAAUGCGACACAAUUAUUCAGAUUUGUCAUCAAUGGACCAGUCGAUGGAUAGCCAAUCACAGUCUGAGGGUGGCAUAAAUGAAGAAGACAAUGUUAUCAAACAAUCAGAAGGUACUAUAUGUGAAACUCCAGAUAGAAAUUAUGGACAGGUGGAUCAGAUUUUUCAGCAAGAUUCAGCAGCCAUACGCCGGAGUGGUGACAAGCAGCCCCCACAGCCUGAGCUUGUUGGGCACUCAAUUGCCUGUGCUAUGAAUCCUUACGAUCCAUAUGGAGGAAUGAUGGCAGCUUACAGCCAGCCUUCGGUUCCUAUUAUAUAUGAUGUGCAUCAUACAAGGAUGAUGCUGCCAAUGGAAAUGGCACAGGAGCCUGUGUAUGUGAAUGCCAAGCAGUACCAUGGGAUUCUUCGUAGAAGGCAAUCACGUGCUAAAGCAGAGCUUGAAAAGAAAUUGAUAAAAGCUCGAAAGCCUUAUCUUCACGAGUCCCGACACCAGCAUGCUUUGAGGAGGGCAAGAGGUUCAGGAGGACGUUUUGCAAAGAAGUCUGAUGCAGACACCUCAAAGGAGACGCGUUCUGGUUCUGCCAUCUCAACACAGUCCCUUACUUCAACCAGUUCUGAGACCUUGCCCUCCGAGUCUAGCGAAAUGAAAGUGCUGAAGGCCGAACUUUCUUGCAAUAAUGAUAUCAGCAGUGUUAGAAAGCAAAUUAACUUGUCGGACGCGAGAGAGGAAGGGUGCACUUCAAAUCAGCAGUGGAGAAAUAUUGUAUCAAAUCGCUCACUUGCCAUGCAGUGAGUUUCUAUGGUUACUGAAAGCUAUGUAAUGCUGGUUUCUUGUUUGAAUCUUGGCUUCCCUGAGGUGGACGGCAAUUCAUUCUUGGCUGUGUUUCUUUUAGCUUGCAGAGAUGAGGGAAGAUAAAUUAACUUUUUUAUCUUGUUUAAAGUUCAUUGUUCUUCCUUGUACAAAAUGCACAUAGGACUGGAUCAGACGAAGUUGGAGUAGGAAAAAGUGUUUUUUCUCUAGUUAGAUGUUAGAACUAUGUAAAGUUGGUUUUGGGAUUAGCAUUAUUCCCCCCCUCACUGCUGCUUCACCCUUUUCUGGACUUGAAAGUGUGUGUGUGGAUGCUGAUUGUUUUAUGAAAUGUUAGCUUUCGGUGGUUGGAUGAUA